UUUGCUUUACAUCAACCAUGGAGUAAAUUGUCGACGUACACUGGAAAUACUUCGCAUUUUAUUCGCCUUUCUACCGGCGAAUUAGCUCUUGGUUACAAACCACAGAUUGCCGGGCGAAAGUACAUCCCAGGAUCCACUUCAGGAGGUUUUCCUGGAUUUCUUCCAGGUCCUAAAGACGGGGAUACAUUUCCAAUGGCUUACAAGGUUACCAAACCGCUCGCGUUUGACAUUACAGAGUGGUCAAGCAUCUGCCGGCAGCUUAUUGAUGCAGAACUUACAGUUUACGGAACAAUACUUAUCAGGUUUAAUAUGAUUUAUUCUUGCGACAAGCAUACCACGGCUAUGAUUAGGGGCUAGGAGACAAAGGAAAUUGAGAAUCAACCUAGGUUGAAAAGAUCAAAUUUGAAAUCAAAUUUGACCUGUAACAUAAACACCCCCCAAGUUCUAAACUAGGUACCGUAAAAUUCAGAAAAUAAGCCCAGGGGCUUAUAUUUUUCAAAGCCCCUUUUUGAGGGGCUUAAAUUCGGAAGGGCUUAUCUAUGGAGGGAAAUUUGCGUUUCAAAAUCGAUUGGGCUAGCCUUAUAGUUAGAAGGAAAUUUACCAUUUUUGUUUUGUUUUACUAUGUAUUUGGGGGCAAUUUCCAAGUACAAGCCCCUGGAGGGCUUAUAUUUGGAGGGGCGAUUUAACGGAGGGUUUUUUGCAUUACGAGUUUGGGGGGCUUAUAUUUGGAGGGGCUUAUUUUCAGAAUUUUACGGUAUAUGAAAGGCGUUUCAUUUGUUAAUAGAAGAUAUACAAGAUGGAAAAAAUAAAAGGGGAAUCAAUUGAGGUUUCUGGGUAACUGACCUUCUACCUCCCCCUAAGUCAAGAUUAACACUUACUUCUCCCUUACGGUAAAGUGGUGACUUAGUGGAGGGGUAGGUGGUCAGUUACCCAGAAAAUUCAAUUGAUCCCCUAAAAGGGUAAGAGGUCAGACAUUAGGGCGUACGGAGCCCCACCCCUCCCAUAUAAACCACCCAUAUAAAACUUUGUUGAGUACCCCCGAGGAUCGGGUUUAUGACAAACAACAAACACCAAUUUGUACCAAGUUUUCCCUUUACUUGAUGGUUACUGUUCAUGAUCUCUGUGCAAGAAUAAGUAGUCUCAUGUCAGGUUUACCCAUAAGUAUUACCAAGAGCCUCUUGGUAGUACUUUGGACAGUUUUCAUCCAGUAAUUUCCUUAUUUCUUAAUGUUGUGAAACAAUUAAUAUUUUCAAAAAAUUAUUUUUUCACAGGAAUUUGCCACUUCAGAACAUGGAUGAUUUCAGAAGUUUCAUUCAUGGACUUGGCUUCAAGUUUUUUGAACAUGGGGUUACUGGUUAUAGGACCCCAUUAGGGUCCCAUGUCUACACUGCCUCGGAUGACCCCCCUGAAGUAACCAUGGAACCACAUAAUGAGUGCUCAUAUUCACCCCUGGUCCCUAGAAAGGUAUAAAUAGAGCUUUUUUAAAAGUUUUAUAGUUCUAUUUCUAUGUGAUUAUGAGACACUAUAUAUGGGUGAAGCCUGCAAAGAUGUGUAUAAGAGAUAACUGGCUUUUUCGCCUGUGGACUGCCCCUUGCUCCCUUCCGCACCCCUUUCACAAAUUUCAGAUCUUUUGUUCAGUUAUAAUCAGCAGCUCACAAGAUAGACUGACACUUGAUUUUUCUUUUCUUUAGAUAAUAAUGUAUUGUAUAAAAGAACCUGAUCCAUUCUGUGGAGGUGAAACUGUUCUUUUAAAAAACAGUGACUUGACUGCCACGUUGGAUCCAAAGGUAACGCAAGAGAUGGAGGAAAAGAAAAUUCGUUACCAAGCAUUUCUUCCAAACAAAGAUUCCAAGGCUAAACUACAGAAGAGUUGGCAAGAUCGAUUCUGGAUGGAUGACCCAAAGGUCUGUUUAUUUUGUAUAUGUUCAUUUUUUUACAUUCAGUCGCUUUUUCUGCAAUGACUGUGGAAUAUAAUCACAGCAAAAAAAGAGUUCUGAAUUCUGGGUCUGUAAUACCUAGAAAACCAUUACUUGAAGAAGGUUCAAAAGAAAGCUCUUCUGUAAUAUGUAUGGUACCAUUAGUUUGAUAGCAUCCAUGGAUGUGAAAGGGGUUUUUGUCAGUGAGUUGAUGUUUAUUCUAGUGAUGGAAGUGGGAGACAGCAAGCAGUUGAAACCCCUUCUCUAUUGAAGAGAGAGACCCCAGACUCAGCGCUUGCUAGGAAAUACGGUACAGUACAUAUAAAAAGGAAAUUUAAGUGCCAGUGAAAGAAUGUCACAAUCAUCAUAUUGUUCUCUUCACUUCAGGAAGUUGAAAAAAUUCUCAAAUCUAAUAAAUGGAAUUUCUCUUGGGAUGACAAUAACAACUUGAGAUACUGGUAUAUCCAUUCUCCUGUCAGGCCCCACCCUGUGACUGAGGAAAAAAUGUGGUUUAAUCAAGUAACCAGUUAUAAUGCUAGCUACUUCAGAGAUCUUCCUCUUUACAAGAAUAUCAACAUGCCAGAUGACCAUUAUCCAUUCCACUCCUAUUACGGUGAUGGGUCAAUCAUUCAGCCUGCAGUCCUUCAGCACAUCCGUGCAGCUAUGUGGUCAUGUGCUUUGGGGUUUCGUUGGAGAACAAAUGAUGUGGUAGUGAUUGACAAUUUACAAGUGUUACAUGGAAGAAUGGGGUGGACUGGUGAGAGAACACUUGUGACCACGCUUAUUGAUGAGUGA
Messenger RNA from Porites lobata, 2711 nucleotides. Lineage: Eukaryota; Metazoa; Cnidaria; Anthozoa; Scleractinia; Poritidae. The record is from the annotation of a GenBank genome assembly.